Messenger RNA from Panonychus citri (citrus red mite), 1248 nucleotides. RefSeq lists its product as uncharacterized. The coding region runs from base 121 to 969 and encodes 282 amino acids. The transcript has 2 exons. Lineage: Eukaryota; Metazoa; Arthropoda; Arachnida; Trombidiformes; Tetranychidae. Gene Ontology annotation, cellular component: nucleus. The record is from RefSeq and is a predicted model, not a curated record. Gene Ontology annotation, molecular function: double-stranded telomeric DNA binding.
UUGUUUGUUAAUUUUUCUCUGUCUAUCUAUGGUUAAUUUCUAAUUUCUCAACAAUUAAUAAUAAUUUAGUCAUCAGGUUGUUGCUCAUCUUAAGGUUUGUUUUGGUGAAAAUAAAUUAUAAUGUCUCCAAAAUAUGAACUUGAAGCCAUUAGGCUUAUGAAUAAACUGGUCCAUUCUUCAGUAACCAAGGAACAAGUUAAAUUGGUGUUAAAAUUAGCCAAAUAUGGUAUUGAUAUGGACAAUGUUGAUGAUUUAUAUGAUACCCUUGCUUCUGAUAUUCACCCUUUAUCCCAUGAUCUAACACCCCCCAGUUCUCAGCCUCGAUCUGAAUCAGCAAUGGUUGAAUAUGAGUCGCCUCCAUCUUCACAAGGUUAUCCCACAGCAAUAAGUCCAGACAAUGAGACGAACAAUGGACCAGCGCCAUUUGAUACACCUCCUGACACAGAUGAUGAUCAAUGGGUUGGCCUUCCCAAAGAACCUAAUUACACACCUCGUUAUUUUCAAAAUGUAACAACUAAUCAAAAUGAUUCCACAACCAUUGCUACAACAGCGAUAGCAACAACCAAUCCAAUAACAACCCCAACAAAUAAUCACCUUCAAAAUAAUAAUCACACAAGUAGUUCUGAGAAAAGGACUAGAGAUCGAUAUGUUUUCAGAGCGAUUCACCAUGACAUACUAAACGACGCGUUUUUCAAUAACGCUUACCCUGAAACCGAUGAAAAAGAAAUUCUUGUUGGUAAAUGUAAUCAAGCUUUAGAAAAUUACAAAAAGCGACCACUUAAAGAAAAUGAAAUAAUGACAAUUCUAAACAUUACUAAUUGGUUUAACAAUCGACGAAAGGAAAAGAAACGCAAAUUUCAUCAAGAUCCAUCAUCAUCAUUACCUCUUGCCAUUCAAACUAAAUUUCCGAAAGAAGAUUUUAGUAAAGUUAAAGAAGAGGUAAUAAGUGACCAAGAAGACGAUUUCUAGGUACAAACUUUGUAAUCAAUCUAAAGAAAUAGAAAAUAUUUAGUAAUUAAUCAAAUGAUAUAUUAUAUAUAUUCACCAACAAUAAUAUAUAUGCUUGGAAUCAACAACAACAACAACAGCAAAAACAAUAAGAAUCGACAUCAGUUUUUGAGAAAAUAAAAUAUUUAUAUGGUAAAUGUGGUUAAUAGAGAAAAUCCUUUUAUCCAAGUCAAAUCUAUUCCACAUCCUAAUCUAAAGAUCAUUAUAAUUAUGAUUAAAAUCAAUUAAUUCCAUUUUAAA